Messenger RNA from Rhagoletis zephyria (snowberry fruit fly), 1383 nucleotides. RefSeq names its product zinc finger protein 177-like. The record is from RefSeq and is a predicted model, not a curated record. Lineage: Eukaryota; Metazoa; Arthropoda; Insecta; Diptera; Tephritidae.
UAAAUCCAUCGAGUUUAAGUAUCGACCACUCGCAUAUUUAUCGUUUUUCGCUCAACUAUAGGCGAGCAAAAAAAACCUAUUUUCCAAAACAAUUGGCCGCUGGAAUUGCUAUAAACAAUUAUAUCCAAUAUUUUGGUAUAUCACAUUUGAAGAAGCAAAAGUUUGUACAUUAGAAAUAUGGCUGCUGCUACAGUGCAAAAAUUUCACUGCGGCGAAGUAUUUAUUACCACCAAUUUUUCUAUGAUUCUGGAGUGUAAAUCGUGCAAUGAACAAUUUGGUGUUUACACAACAUUCUUGGAUCACAUAUUUGAAAAACACUUCGAUGAUUGGAAUGCAUCGGAAAAGUCAAAACGCCAAAAACCUAAAAAAGUGGCGACCAUUACUGAGCAGGAGAUUCCUAAGCUUUCAACUGAUGAUCAAUACGUAGAAAUUGAUUCCACAACUUUGAAGGAAUUUAUGCCGGAGAGUGAAGAGGACGAUUUUAUAACAGAAGUAUUAACACCAAUGGAUGAUGAUGCAGUGGUUGUUGAAGCAAAUGAAAUCGAGGGCCAACCCACUCCCAAAACUACAAAACCAGCUGUGCGACAGGUGGGUACUUCGGUGACUAGAAAGGAUUCUACAGCCUCCGGCAGCGAACAAAAAUAUAAGUGCAGAAUUUGUGGUUUCGCGGUUUCCGGCGCACAUAACCUGCGUGGGCAUGAACAACGGCACACUAAUGUAAAGCCUUUCACAUGUCUCAAAUGUGACAAGGCAUUUUAUACCCGCACAGAACUGAAUACACACACUAGGCGGCACAAUGGCGACAAGCCUUUUGUUUGUGCUUAUUGUGGCAAAAGUUUCAUAACAGCUGGAAUGUUAACUAUGCAUGAAAAGCGGCAUCUUGGCCAGCGCCAACAUAAAUGCAAUCAGUGUGAGAAGAGCUUCUAUGAGGCUUUUCACCUACGAAAUCACGCUGUUGUACAUUCCCAGGAACGCAAUUAUGAAUGCGAAACAUGCCAGGCAAAGUUUUCUCGCAAGAUAACAUUACAGACCCAUAUGAAAUUGCAUGAAAAUGCAUUACGCUAUGAAUGCGUCAUCUGCCAUAUGCGUUUCAAUCAACGGCCUACGAUGCUAUGGCAUGUGAAGAGUAAACAUAACGUUCUGCGUGCUGACGCCGAUAACAAAGGCCCUGCAAAAGGUGCUAAUCCUAUCGGAGAUGCGUAUGAGUGAAAUUUCUUACAUAUUUGUAUCAAUAGGAUUAAGUGAUUCACAUAGCAGUCGGGUUGAGUCUACAUGAUUGGAACGAAAUAGAUGUAUAUAUAUUUGUCCAAGGACUGUCGUACAUGGGGAAAUUUAACAAUAAAAUAAAAACAUUAAAGGAAGGAAAAACGGAAUUGUAACUGU